Molecule: messenger RNA, 1212 nt
Organism: Dracunculus medinensis (Guinea worm)
Lineage: Eukaryota; Metazoa; Nematoda; Chromadorea; Rhabditida; Dracunculidae
Source: the annotation of a GenBank genome assembly
AUGCUCGAGAGGCGUUGUGGGAAUCGCGAUAUUAAAAUACGAUCUGAAUUUCAACUAAAAAAUAAUCGCCAUAGAAGAAGGCGAUAUGUUAUUGAAGGUUCUUUCUGGAAGCAUCGAAAUAUAACUUAUCGCAUAGUAAAUUAUUCGAAAUCAAUGUCGAGAGGUGAUAUUCGAAAAGUUUGGGAAGCUUCCGAACUAUUAAAAUUUUCGUACAAAACGAGGGGUUUUGUCGAUUUGAAGAUUGCUUUCGUUAAACGCGAACACGGUGAUGGUCAACCAUUUGAUGGCAAAGGACAAGUUCUUGCGCAUGCAUUCUUUCCUCGUUUUGGCGGAGAUAUUCAUUUCGAUGACGAUGAAUUUUGGAAUCAUGAAGUGGAUUUAUAUGCAGUGGCAGUACAUGAAAUAGGCCAUUCAUUAGGACUAAUGCAUUCAUUCAAUCGUAACGCUAUUAUGGUACCAUUUUAUAGAACUUAUUCCGAAGAGCCUCUUCGUUUACAUAGAGACGAUUUGAAUGCGCUCAUUCACUUAUAUGGCACUACAAAAUCCAAAACCACUUUAGAGAAAUUUCCAUUUCACAGUGAUAAUAAUUAUAAUGUUGAUCUGUGCAAAGAUUCGACAAUUAAUGCGAUCACCGUCACCGGAAAUGGUUCCGCUUAUGUUUUUAAAGAUGAUUAUUACUGGAAAUUGAACGACAAUUCAAUCGAUGAGGGAUAUCCGAGAAAAAUCAGCGACGACUGGGAAGGACUAAGCGGACCAAUUGACGCCAUACUCACUGACUUGGAUGGUGACUCCUAUUUUUUUAAGAAAGACAAAUAUUGGUUAUUUAAUCGAAAUGGCAAACUGUAUGCGAAAUAUCCCAGGUUGAUAGUUAUCGGGCUUACUGAUACUCCAUCCGAUAUCGAUGCUGCGCUACUAUCACCUCACGAUUAUAAGCCGUACUUCUUCAAAAGCAAUAUUUACUGGAAAUAUUCACGUUGGGGUAUGCCGAAUUAUUAUCCAAAACCGAUAAAAAACCUCUUCCAAAAUUUACAUAUGGUUCCACAGAAGAUCGAUGCAGCAGUAAACUGGUCGAAUGGUAGAUCUUAUAUAUUCGCUGGACGAUAUUUCUAUAGACUAGACGAUUGGCGAUCAAUGCGUGUUUCUUAUGGAUAUCCACGUGAUACAGCAACGUGGUGGUUUGGAUGCAAAGGAGGCAAUCGCACCGAUAAAUGA